Cyphellophora attinorum is the source of this 768-nucleotide messenger RNA. RefSeq lists its product as uncharacterized. The record is from RefSeq and is a predicted model, not a curated record. The transcript has 3 exons. Lineage: Eukaryota; Fungi; Ascomycota; Eurotiomycetes; Chaetothyriales; Cyphellophoraceae. The coding region runs from base 1 to 768 and encodes 255 amino acids.
AUGACUAAAUUGGACCUCUACUAUCACCCAUACUCGAUCUGCUCCCUGCAAGUACUGUACACCUUGGCGAUCGCUGCAGCAUAUACGGACGCAGGAAAGGGCGUUCCAGAGAUAGAACAGCAUUUCGUUGACAUCUUCAAAGAUGACCAGCUCGAGGAAACCUUCCUCACGAGGAUCAAUCCCAAAGGCCAGGUCCCGGUCCUAACAUCCACAGAACUGCCAUCGCCAAUAGCCGAUAGUCUGUUGAUCACCAAGUAUCUCAUGGACCGUUGGCCAUGCUUGAGCCCGCCUGAACACGCUGCUAUGAUAGAAAACCUGCUGGACGAGAUCCACACUUUGAACUACUUCGCACUAUCAUUCCCAGACCGUCCACAGAUCGCCGAUAAGCUCGUCAGUACCGUGGAAGAACGACUGGCAAGAUCUAACCUUAGCCUCAAAUACGGAGAAGCACUUGCGUACAAGCUAUCUGUCACAAUCGAAGAGAAGUUCAACGGCAUCAAACCUGAAAAUACAGAGAUCAACGAAGGGAAAGCCAAGCGACUGUUUGCUAAGCUAGAAUCUCUGCUGCACGAGAGCCCGUGGCUGCUUGGCCUGAAGCAGCCCACAGCAUUGGACGCUCACGCAGUCAUUCUGAUCGCAAGAUUAUCCGACGUUGGUCGUACAGCUAUCGUCCCGAAAAGGUUGCAGAUGUACGCGGGAGCGGCUUUCGAGACACCUGUGCUUCAGAGCGUUAUGCAGGGACGACGUACGAUGAUCUCGAAGGCUUAG